CAACACCCGAAAGCACGAGACGCAGGGAAAGUGAACCGGCGUCGGCAGAUGCAGGCAGACGAAAUGGAGGUACCUAUUAAUAAUUUUAAUAAUAACAGCAACAAACAGAGGCCUCCCCCGAAAGUCAGAGAACUAUUCAAGAAUCAGCGAAAGGAUUCGGAGGGCUCCCUAGAGUCCCCCAGCCUGGAGUUUGAGUAUGGGGACACAGACUGUCUAACCGCAGAGCUAUCAGAGCUCUACAGUUACACAGAGGAGCCAGAAUUUGCCCUCAACAGAGCCUGCUUUGAGGAGGACUUCCGAACUCAAGUGAAGGACAGGAAGUGGACAGAGCUGGACGUAGCUGAGCAGAAGGCCUACGUGAUGCGGCUGCUCGAUGCUCUGGAGGUCACCAAUCGGGACAGGAGGCUGAAGGUGGCACGUGCAAUCCUCUACCUGGCACAAGGUGUGUUUGACGAGUGUGACACCGAGGAGGAUGUCCUGCACUGGUCUCGGCACAACAUUUUCCUUCUGCACGGGAUGGGGACAUUCACAGCCUUGCUGGAGCUGCUUAGCAUGGAGAUCGACAAUAACCAGGCAUGCAGCACCGCGGUGAGGAAGCCGGCUAUCUCCCUGGCUGACAGCACAGAGCUCAGGGUUCUGCUGAGCAUCAUGUACCUGAUGGUGGAGAUGGUACGCUCGGAAGCAGAGGACAACAAGCCAGAGUGGCGAACGGCCAGGGAGACCUUCAAGGCUGAGCUGGGUUCCCCCCUGUACAACGGAGAGCCUUUUGCCCUCCUGCUCUUCACCAUGGUGACCAAGUUCUGUAGCAUGAAUGCCCCUCACUUUCCCAUGAAGAAGGUGCUUCUCCUGUUGUGGAAGACCAUCCUGUUCACCCUGGGGGGGUUUGAGGAGCUGCAGGAGCUGAAGGUGCGGGGGCGCGAGCGCCUCAACCUGCCCCCCCUCCCAGAGGAUAGCAUCAAAGUGGUUCGUAGCAUGCGAGCCGCCUCGCCCCCUGCCUCUGCCGUGGAGCUCAUCGAGCAGCAGCAGCAACAGAAGAGGGGUCGACGCAGCCGUCGGACGGCCUUUCUUGAUAGCUUGGAAGGAGAGACCCCCUAUCCCAAGAAGCAGCCCCUAGUGAAGCAGGACAGCCUGGAUACCUAUGGGGAGCGUGAUCCCUUCAAGAAUGACGAGGCCCGGGAUGAAGAGGAAGAUGGCGAUGAUGUGGAUGGUGCAAUUGAGGGCGAGGUGGAUCCCUUGGACCGAGACACUAUCAUCCAACCACCACCACCCCCACCCCCGCUCCCGCUUCAGCUGUGCCCCCCCAGUGAGAGGCUGUCUUUCCCCAAGGGUCUGCCUUGGGCCCCCAAAGUCAGAGAGAAAGACAUCGAGCACUUCCUGGAGACAAGCAGGAACAAGUUCAUCGGUUUUACCUUGGGGAGUGACACUGAGACUUUGGUGGGUCUUCCAAGGCCCAUUCAUGAGAGUGUGAAGACCCUCAAACAGCACAAGUACAUUUCCAUCGCAGAGGUGCAGAUCAAGCGGGAGGAGGAGCUUCAGCAGUGUCCCCUGACUUUGGGUGAAGAGGAGGUGGAGGACACACCCAUAGAAAUCCUAUACCAGGGGAUGUUGCCAAACCUGUCCCAGUAUGUGAUUGCCUUGUUGAAGCUCCUCUUGGCAGCAGCACCCACCUCCAAGGCCAAGACAGACUCCAUUAACAUCCUGGCAGACGUCUUGCCAGAAGAGAUGCCGAUAACAGUCCUUCAGAGCAUGAAGCUUGGUGUGGAUGUAAACCGCCACAAAGAGAUAAUCGUCAAGGCCAUCUCUGCACUGCUGCUGCUGCUCCUCAAGCAUUUCAAGCUAAACCACAUCUACCAAUUUGAGUACAUCUCUCAGCAUCUUGUGUUUGCCAAUUGCAUACCUCUGAUCCUCAAGUUCUUCAACCAGAACAUCAUGUCCUACAUCAGUGCCAAAAACAGUAUCUGUGCAUUGGACUUUCCUCACUGUGUUGUCUAUGAGAUGCCCGAGCUCACAGCAGAGAGCCUGGAAUCUGGAGACAGCACCCAGUUUUGUUGGAGGAACCUUUUCUCCUGCAUCAACCUGCUGAGGAUUCUCAACAAGCUCACCAAGUGGAAGCAUUCGAGGACCAUGAUGUUGGUGGUUUUUAAGUCUGCUCCCAUCCUGAAGAGGGCCCUGAAGGUGAAACAGGCCAUGAUGCAGCUGUACGUCCUCAAGCUGCUGAAGAUUCAGACUAAAUACCUAGGCCGGCAGUGGAGAAAGAGUAACAUGAAGACCAUGUCAGCAAUAUACCAGAAGGUCCGGCACAGGCUCAAUGAUGACUGGGCCUAUGGCAACGACAUUGACGCACGGCCCUGGGACUUCCAGGCAGAAGAGUGCGCUCUGCGGGAGAGUAUUGAGCGGUUUAAUAACCGGCGCUACGACAAAAGCCCCGGCGGCGAGUUUGCACCCGUGGACAAUUGCCUGCAGAGCGUGUUGGGACAGCGCGUCGAGCUGCCAGAGGAUUUCCACUACAGCUAUGAGAUGUGGCUGGAGAGGGAGGUGUUCUCCCAGCCCAUCCAGUGGGAUGAGCUUCUGCAGGCCCAGUGAGUCGGGAGCCUGCGACUCAGUUCUCACGCAUGGUAACGUGUGUGUGGUGGGGCGGCAACAGAUUGUUUCAGCUGUACCGAAACACAGGGUGGGCCUGAAACCACAUGCAGUGAAAAGAACAACUCGUGCCUACUUUUGCUUUGCUCACACACACUGGUUUGUGUUUCAUGUAUCUGUUCACUCUGUACUAAACAUUGGAUUCAAGAGGAUUCCCAUCAGGUUCUGUGCAAGGAUUAUCUGCCCCCCCCCCCUUGAGUUUUUUUUUUUUUUUUUUAAUAUUCACUUGCACACCUGCUCUGCACAUUUUCCCAUAAAUCUGCACAACUUGCAUGUACCACUAGUGGAUGUCAGAACAGUGUGUGUGCAUUUUUUGUUCUCAGUGUAAAAGAGAAUGUUUUUCAAGUUUCACAAUGAAAGCAUGAUGUGUGUCCUACAUGCAGAAUGAUGGACCUUGGAUAUCCUUCAGGCUUUUUAGCAUUGAGGGAGGUGCUGUGUUGUACAACCAGUAUCCUUUCUUUUUCCCCUGCAGUAGUUUACUUGCUAAUACAUUGUUUCAUGUUUGCAGUGAACGUGAAACGUUUAUAGUUUUGUUUUCAUUUGAAAAGAAACUUGGCAUUAAGCAUCAUGCGGAAACUAAAGUCAGUGCUUCACUGGUAAUGUCUGAAAACAUUUUCUAUUUUUUUCCUUUUUUUUUUAUUUUUUAAAUUGUCACAUUCUCUUUUGGGGGGGGUCUACUUGAAUCUCUCUCCAAGUGUUGCCAUGAACAUGUCUUAUUUCCAUGUUUGAAGGUUUGACGACACCGAAAGCAUUUUUGGGUACAACUAAUCAGCUUGGGUGGUGUUUACUUGACAUCAUGUCACCGUAUGCCUGCAGUAUCCAGCAUAGCAUUUAAAUUUGUCAUCCUUCAUUUUUUUUCUACAGAAUAACCAUAAUGGCUUGAAAUUGUUGACAUGUCGGAAAUGGAGUCAUUUAGUUGCAAUAAUGAAAUAAGCAAUUUUAGGUUGCAAAGUACUCUGAGAUGCUUGCAGCCUCAGAAAGGGGGCCAUACAUAGCAGUGAGCUUUGGAAGUGUGUUCAGAGGAGCCACUUCUUGUCCAAGAGCCGACUGUCUCAGUCAAACGCUCGUCCUUCUCGCUGAGUGACGUUGGGGUCAUAUCCGUCUUGCUACGAGGAGAGCAGAGGCAGGAGGCGACAGAAAGCAGCAUUUCCCACCGCUACCUCGGGAACGUUCCUAAGACCAUGAGCCCCAAAGCAGAGAAGCAAAAAUCGACAUCACUGGUAAUGACAGAUGAUGUACGUGUCCUUGUUGGAGAUUGUCAGUCGCUUGAAUGCAGCCUUUCUUGGCUGCGCUUCACACAAUGGUGCUGUUUUUUUUUUGCCCCUGCCCACAUAUGUAUCGCUGAAAAGAAUGUAAGCAGCUGAGUGAAAGGCUACCGAAGCCCAAGGCUGUGCUUUUCGCUCCAGUGAGCUUUGUGGUACAGUGUUCCUCCAGGACUCACCUGACAGCAGUCGGCACUGCGCCACCCAGGCACCCAUGCUGGUACCUCAGCCAGCCUCCACUUCAUGCAAAAUAUCCUCUUGUGCACUCGAGGUUAUGUAACAAAAUUAUGUGUAACUUUUGAUGGAAAGAUUUUAUUUAUUCUUUUUAAGUUAUAUAACCCCUGCCUGCGCAUGUUUUAAUGUUCGACUGAACUACGGAGAAUUCAUUUUACUGUUUUUGAGCACUUUUGUAAACGUUGAUGUUCAAUUUUAAGAUCAAUAUCGGAUGCCAUACAAUUGGUGGUUUUAAAUGUUUUUAUCAACAGGGUCUUUUAAGGAGAUGUAUGAAAGCUUGUAAGCACAAUAACAGUAUUUAUUAUGUGUGUUUUUUUAAUGAAUGGGGAGCUUGUUCUGGUCAGAUGAAAGACUGUUUAUUCUUACAUAUAGCAAAUGUGACGAUGUUGCUGUUUCCAUCUCGGAACAGGAUCAGGGAACCUUUACUUAUCAGAAGUGGUUAAAUUGAUCAGUUAAGUGGUCAGUCACUUGAUUAACAGAUUAGAAGUGACCGUGCCUCUCUGCAAUGAAUACAUCCUGACCAUAAACACUGUACAGCACAAUGUUCUUCUCUGAAAGAGGUACAGAAGGCAAGAGUGCAAGGAUUUCUUCAGGAGAAAUCCCAACACUGGAACAUGUGGGAUCUCAGGAUUCAUGAAGCAUUUACUUGUGUCACAGUAAGUCAACAUGCCUCUUUGCUGUCCAGGACACAGUGAGGACAAUUCAAUGGUAGAGUACAGUGUAGCACAAAAUGGACAUGGAUCAGAUUUGGCUGAAUGGUGCUUCAUUUAGAUCUUUAUUCUCAUAAGUCACCAGUCCUUGUGAACAUGUUUCAUUUCUAGUGCCAAACUGCUGACCACUGUUUUUAUGUUUUCCAGCUCACUGACAUUAACAUCUCAUUUGUCUGGUUGAAAUUGAGGGCAUACUUGUAUGCAGUUUUAAACUUGAAAUUCAGCUUUUUUUAUGUAUAUGUGGAAUGAGUGGUCUGUUUCAACAAUGUGGAAAUAUUGUCAUUUGUUGUAACAAUAUCAUGCAAAUUGGAAACUUGCCUAUGAAUUUGUCUCGUUCAGGGUAAUGUGCAAUCAGUAAUUAAAAGAAUAUUG
Molecule: messenger RNA, 5218 nt
Organism: Scleropages formosus (Asian bonytongue)
Lineage: Eukaryota; Metazoa; Chordata; Actinopteri; Osteoglossiformes; Osteoglossidae
Gene: strip2
Product: striatin interacting protein 2
Exons: 22
Coding region: 49-2583 (844 amino acids)
Biological process (GO): cytoskeleton organization
Cellular component (GO): cytosol
Source: RefSeq, a predicted model, not a curated record